UGCAAAUAGAGGACGCGUAAAAUAUUCCCCCAGAGCGCAGCGCAGGGCAGAGACUCACACGGACCGCGCGGAGGACACAGACCGGGCCACACGGUGGAUUUGUAUCGUUUUCGUCGCUACGGACCCGUCCAUCUGUCACAGACAUCCUGGCCACAUGAGCAGCGACACAUAACCGGGACGUGUAGCCGGGAAUCAGGUCGGAGCGUUCAAGGAAAACCUGCGGAGGCUGCCCUGUGGAGAUAGUGGUCAUACUUCCAAUUUCUCCAAGUGAAGUCGGAGGUGUCUCUUCUCCAUCCCCUGCUAUAAGCUACCUGCUGCUGCUACAGAGGGGGAACUACGUCUAGAGACCCCUGGAUUGCUCCUUUUUAUGCUUUAGGGAUUUUAUGAUCUCUCAAAUAUUAACAUUUUUUGCACACCAAGUGUGUUAUUUCCUCUCUUGUCCUUUUUGGGAUAUACACAGUGAUCUUUUUUCCUGUUUUAGUACUUUAAAGUGCCUUAAUAACUGGUUAUAAUCCAGUGUAACUGUGGCAUUAUCACCAGACCAGAGACGCUCAACAGGGAUAAAACGAUUAUUCUCAGUUUUAGAGCCCAGGCAGGAUUACUGGUUCCCCACCCUCCAGUGAGCUGCAACCAUGAGCCAGGCGGAUGUGUCGACUUGCUCCGCGCCGCAGAGGGUUUUCCAGGAGGCGGUGAAGAAGGGCAACACCAAGGAGCUGCACUCUUUGCUGCAGAACAUGACAAACUGCGAGUUCAACGUCAACUCCUUCGGACCUGAAGGACAGACGGCCCUGCACCAGUCUGUCAUUGAUGGCAACCUGGAGCUGGUAAAACUGCUGGUGAAGUUUGGUGCAGAUAUCCGGCUGGCCAACAGGGAAGGGUGGAGCGCUUUACACAUCGCCGCCUUCGGGGGCCACCAAGACAUUGUGUUAUACCUCAUCACCAAGGCCAAGUACUCCUCUGGCGCCCGGUGAUCUGUCUCUGCUGUCAGGUAAAAUAAGAAAAUAACAACAAGUGGAAAAUAAAAAGUGCAACACACGGGAAAACCGCCAGGCUCUUGUAAAAGCGAACUAAAAAAAACUGCCAUUAUCUACAUAGUUGUGCCAAAUUAUAUUGAAAAAAAAAAAUUCAAGAAAAAAAAAAGGAAAUAAAAAUAGACCUGCACAAUAAUCUUCCCUCAUUGUAAACCAAAC
Cottoperca gobio is the source of this 1190-nucleotide messenger RNA. RefSeq names its product NOTCH regulated ankyrin repeat protein a (gene nrarpa). Gene Ontology annotation, molecular function: enzyme inhibitor activity; protein binding; phosphatase regulator activity. Lineage: Eukaryota; Metazoa; Chordata; Actinopteri; Perciformes; Bovichtidae. The coding region runs from base 633 to 971 and encodes 112 amino acids. The transcript is spliced from 2 exons. Gene Ontology annotation, cellular component: cytoplasm. The record is from RefSeq and is a predicted model, not a curated record.